Messenger RNA from Paramecium octaurelia, 177 nucleotides. Lineage: Eukaryota; Ciliophora; Oligohymenophorea; Peniculida; Parameciidae. The record is from the annotation of a GenBank genome assembly.
AUGGAUAAGUUGAGUUCAAAGUUAGACAAAUAUUACACAGAUUGCUAUGAUAAAGAAAACAAAAUAAGAAACAAGGCAGCCAAAAGCCAGACAGAUCUAAAUACCUCUUUGGACGAACAAUUUAAAGAUCUUGAAAUUAUGAAAUGUCAAGAUUAAAGCUACGAAUAUGAAGACUGA